This is a messenger RNA of Melozone crissalis (California towhee), 1320 nucleotides long. RefSeq names its product Fc receptor-like protein 4. The record is from RefSeq and is a predicted model, not a curated record. Gene Ontology annotation, biological process: cell surface receptor signaling pathway. The coding region runs from base 1 to 1320 and encodes 439 amino acids. Gene Ontology annotation, molecular function: transmembrane signaling receptor activity. The transcript is spliced from 9 exons. NCBI's taxonomy places the organism in Eukaryota, Metazoa, Chordata, Aves, Passeriformes, Passerellidae.
AUGGCCGGGAAUGUGGCGCUGCUCCUGUGGGCCCAGACCCUCGGCCUCGCUGGUGCUCAGACCACCCAGCUUGUCGUGGAGCCCCCCUGGAGGCCAGCGGUGCUGUGGGACCGGGUGACACUGACCUGCCAGGGCUUGGGGACUGCUGGUGCCACCAUCUGGUACAAGGAUGGGCAGCGCUGGGGGCAGGAGGGAAGCAACAACUUCACUGUCACUGAGAGUGGCACCUACAUGUGUGAAAGACCCGGCACUGGGCUCAGCUGCCCCGUGAACGUCUCUGACGACCAGCUGGUGCUGCAGGUGCCAGCACGGGCACUGCUGGAGGGGGAAACGCUGACACUGCGCUGCCGGUACAGGCAGGAGAAGUCGGUUGAUAAGGUGUUCUUCUACCGUGAGGAGACAGAACUGGGGGGUCUCUCCAAUGGGACUGAGCUGUCCCUGUCCCCUCUGCAGCUGGACCACAGAGGCCACUACCGCUGCAAGGCCUGGGUAUCAAAGGGAUGGGAGGAGUCAGCGCUGGUGACAGUGACAGUGCAUGGCGUCCUGCCCUCAGGGGUGUCACUGUGGGCACAAACCCCCAGGGGACAGGUGGCACUUGGGGACAGCCUGGUGCUGAGCUGCGCGGUGGCCACAGGGACAGGUUCCCUGUCCUUCUCCUGGCACCAGGAGGGCUCAGGGGCACUGCUGGGCACCGGCCCCCACCUGGAGCUGCGCCACAAUGGGGACAAUGACAGCGGCCAGUACUGGUGCCGGGUCAGCAAUGUGGACAACGUGGAGGAGAGCGACCCCCUGAACGUCACUGUCCGGGUGCCCGUAGCCAAUGCCACCAUCAGCCCCGGUCCCCUGUCACACCAGGUCCGUGCAGGUGACAACGUGACCCUGCGCUGCUCUGUGCAGGUGGGCUCAACCCCUGUCACCUUCACCUGGCUGCACAAUGGGCAGGAGGUGGCCCGGGGUCCCCUCCUGGAGCUCAGGGACAUCGAUGUGGGACAUUUGGGCACCUACCAAUGCGUGGCCACCAACCAGCUUGGACAGGACAGGCACCGCGUGUUCCGGGCACUCAGCCCUCAGCUGGCACUGGAGGUGACACCUGGCUCACCCUGGGUCACAGCAGUGGCUGUGAAUGUCGGCAGGACCCUCCUGUUCCUGCUCCUGCUCCUGGCUGUCAUCAGGGGCUGUCACUUGUGGCGCCGCUGGGCCACCAGGAAGCCCCAGCACACGGCCCCCACGGGUGUCACUCAGCCCUGCCCCACCUCAGGAUCCACAAGUGACCAACCUGGAGCUGUCGGGACCCCACGAGGGACAUUGGGACCCCCGUGA